GCAACAGUUUCUCUCAGCACCCAGGAUGCAGCGGACCAAGGAAGUAAUGAAGGUGUCAGACGGCAGCCUUCUGGGGGACUCGGGGCGCACACCACUCAACAAGAAGGAGGGUGUCAAAUGGCAGAGGCCACGGCUCACUCGCAAGGCUCUGAUGCGAUGCUGUCUAAUCAAGUGGAUCCUGUCCAGCGCUGCCCCGCAGGGCUCAGACAGCAGUGACAGUGACCUGGAGCUCUCCACGGUGCGCCACCAGCCAGAAGGGCUGGACCAGCUGCAGGCUCAGACCAAGUUUACCAAGAAGGAGCUUCAAUCCCUCUACAGGGGCUUCAAGAACGAGUGUCCCACAGGCCUGGUGGAUGAAGACACCUUCAAGCUCAUCUACUCACAGUUUUUUCCUCAGGGAGAUGCCACCGCCUAUGCACACUUCCUCUUCAAUGCUUUCGAUGCUGAUGGGAAUGGGGCCAUCCACUUUGAGGACUUUGUGGUGGGGCUCUCCAUCCUCCUACGAGGAACAGUGCAUGAGAAGCUCAAAUGGGCCUUUAAUCUCUACGACAUUAACAAAGAUGGAUACAUCACCAAAGAGGAGAUGCUGGCCAUCAUUAAGUCCAUCUAUGACAUGAUGGGCCGCCACACCUACCCCAUCCUGCGGGAGGAUGCCCCCCUGGAGCAUGUGGAGCGGUUCUUCCAGAAAAUGGACCGGAACCAGGACGGGGUGGUGACUAUUGAUGAGUUCCUGGAGACUUGUCAAAAGGACGAGAACAUCAUGAGCUCCAUGCAGCUGUUUGAAAAUGUCAUCUAG
This is a messenger RNA of Elephantulus edwardii (Cape elephant shrew), 796 nucleotides long. RefSeq names its product Kv channel interacting protein 3, calsenilin (gene KCNIP3). Lineage: Eukaryota; Metazoa; Chordata; Mammalia; Macroscelidea; Macroscelididae. The transcript is spliced from 9 exons. Gene Ontology annotation, biological process: regulation of potassium ion transmembrane transport; negative regulation of transcription by RNA polymerase II. Gene Ontology annotation, molecular function: calcium ion binding; potassium channel regulator activity; RNA polymerase II cis-regulatory region sequence-specific DNA binding. Gene Ontology annotation, cellular component: nucleus; voltage-gated potassium channel complex. The record is from RefSeq and is a predicted model, not a curated record. The coding region runs from base 26 to 796 and encodes 256 amino acids.